CUUCUGUGAAAACAAUGGGCUUGCUUGUGGGAGACUCCUCCAAUCCAGUCCUCCGAUGCUGGAAUUGUAUAGAUGUAGGUUGCGAUGUUUUGGAAGUGUAUUUAGCUUCUUUAAACCUCGCUUGUAACAGGAGUAGAUUAGUGACUAGUCGCCACAUAAGCACGUCAGCUUCGCGAAACCAGUUUGACUGUUCGGAAGGGAAGUGACGGAGCGUAGCUCGUCGUUUUAGCUUGUCAGUGUUUUGAAAACUUUUUGUCUUAGCUUUUUACCGAAUCAGCUUGCAAUCAGAAGGUAAGCGUUGUCAACUUAAAUCGCGUUCAAAGUCCCAGUGAUAAAGUUGGAACUUAGAAAUCAGAAUUUCUCUGUUUUGUUUUGACAGUAGUGGUAGAGCACUGCCAGUUAUGGUAUAUCAACAAUAUACCGGUAGACAUCAAGUUCGCAAAAUCCUCGACGUCAGCGACAGUAAUGGACACCUACCUUUCAUAGUUUUUAAAGUCAUAAAACGUAUUGACAGUUAAAAUAUGCUCGCUCUCUAUAAACCCAGGCUGCCAUUGUGAGAAAAAUACCUAGGGAUGAAGUGGUGAAUCACUGUCAUACAAAACUGCGGGGUGUGUUAGCUUUUGUUGUGAGAGUCUUUGACACUGCAUGUAUUGUAGGCCAUAACAAAGUGUGUGUGCGUGUGCGGUCAUGCGUGCGCGCGCGCGCGCCUCCUUAGGUCAACAUGAAUAUAUUUAAAAGGGACAAGGUCACCUCAGCCAGCCCAGUUGUCCCACAAGAUCAGAGCACAGAGGAACGUAAUGUCCCUCCUCUGGUAUUAACUGAUGUGCUGCUGGUGGACUUCCAGGACAACACCAGUGGUGUGAAGUCUGAGCUCCCCACAAACACUAAGGGGACAGGAGUGAUGGGAGUCAUUCAGAGGGUGAACCCGUUCAGAUCUCCUGCCCAGAGCUCCUCUUCGGCAACAAAGGAGUCAACAACUGUGAUCCCCUCUACAGACACCAAACAGAACCCCGGAGUGUUGAAAGGAGUUUUUCAAAAAGUCAAUCCGUUUAAAUCCUCCACACUUACACAGGUGAAGGAGGAUGAGUCUCACACAGACACUGUGGAUCACCAGGCAACCCAGAAGCUGCCAGUAACCAAGCAGAAGCCUGGGGCAUUCAGUGGAAUGAUUCAGAAAGUCAAUCCCUUCAGGUCCAACCAGCCAAGCCAGGUUAGGGACAGUUCAUCCCUCCACAGUGACCUGUCCUCCAGUGCUGGCAGUUUGGUUGGAAACAACAACAUCACAGAGAAGAAUGUUGUCUGGAACACUGAUGGUGAUGACACAGGCAGUGGUGUGGAUGGCCAAUCCCUGGAAGAACCAAACACCAGGGAUGCCGGCACCAGCCAGUCUGUGGCCCCGGCGUCUGCAGCGUCGGACCCUGGUGAAGGGACCCCCGUGGACUGGGAGGACGAUGAAGACGGCCUUCUGGAUUGGUGGAGGACGGUAGAAGGCUGGGAGGAGUGGAACGAGGCUAACCCGUUUGAGGAAGAUGAGGGAGCAGCGGCGGUGGAGGCGGUGGCCGACCGCGUCUUCAUGGCGGCCCGCCUCUUCGUCCGCCUCUUCAACCUCCGCGGCGCGUCGCUACAGCAACGCAUCCUGGAGCUGCUGUCAUUGGCCGACGCGGCAGACAACUUCCACAAGAAGACGGUGAAAGCCAGCGUCGGAGGCGGGGUCGCCAGCGUGGCGGGAAGCAUCACCACCAUCACCGGCCUAAUCCUGGCGCCCUUCACCAUGGGGACGUCACUCAUCGUCACGGCGGUGGGCAUCGGCGUGGCGACAGCAGGGGGCGUGGCCUCCGCCUCGGCGAACAUCACAGACACGAUGCACUCGAAGACGGACAGGAAGAAGGUGGAGAAGAUGAUCCAGGACUACCAGGAAGAGAUGAGAGACAUCAAGGAGUGUCUGGACUUUGUGCAGGUGGGCAUGGCGACCCUGGAGGAAUGGAACUUUGAGCAGUACGCAGACAGCAUCAACAAGAACCACCUCAACCAGAACGUCAAGCACGUGAUGAAGGAGGGCGGGCGGGCCGGCAAGGCCUUGCUCAUCAACACGGAGAGCCUGAUCAGCACCGUGCAGGUGCUCAGCGUGGCGGGGGGCGCAGCCAAGGCGGCCCAGGUGAUGAGCGUGACCACGGGGGUGAUGUCGGGCCUCUUCCUGGCCCUCGACGUCUUCUUCCUGGCCAAGGACUCGAUGGAGCUACGGAAGGGUGCCAAGACCGAGUUUGCGGCCAAGAUCCGUGAGGUGUGCAAAGACCUCCAGAAGGGCCUCCUGGAGCUGAACCAUAUCAAGGAGGAGCUGCAGAAGACCAUGGAAGGGAUGGAGGUGGAGGAGGUGGAGGAGGAGGAGGAAGACGACGAGGAGGAGAAGGAGGAAGGAGAGGAGGACGAGGAGAGGGAGGAGGAAGACAAAAGGGGGGAGACAAAAGAGUUUGAUUCUCUGAAACAAGUUGAGCUUGAUGAGUGAACGGACAGUGGUGGAUGGGCAGAUAUCCAGGUUUUCUGCCAAAAAUGAAAUAAUAAGCAAUGUUCUGAUGUAGCUAGUGGUACAGUCCAAAGUUAAAAAAAAGAAAUUUAAAAAGCUGUACAAACAUGCUGUGACAAAAACGAAUUCAAUAGUGGGAUGUAGAGUGAGAAGUCUGAAUGUAGCGCCUCAAUUGAUCUAGUCUUAAAAAGGCUAGUUUUCAAAAGUCAGUUUUUUACACACUAGAAUCUUUAUAUACAAAAUUAUACUGUAAAUAACAUCUUAGUCUUAAGCUACAUAAAAAAUGGGUUACAGAUAUUAUUAUUUAUUUUUUUCAUUUGAUUAUUUACCUACUUCUAACAAGUGUACUGUAGAUAAACAAAAACAUGCACAGUUUGUCUGUACUAGUAAGUAAACACCCUUUUUUAGGAGCUCUGAGACACUAAUUGUACCCUUUGAGGCUGGGACCAACAUGCAGAGUGGAGAAAAACAUGUAUCAUAGGGGGUGAAUUGAGUAGUAAUCUAUCUUGUCAGACCUGAUCUAUCAACACUACUGUGGCUUUCAGACACUUAAAGGAAUUCAAGCAAUGAAGGAACUGAAGAAACAAUGAUGAAACUAAAUAUCCCCUCCAUUUUCAAUGAAAUGUUUCCUCAUUUCUGUGUACACUGUUUGUACCUUGCUUUGAAAAAAAAGUGUUUGCCAGAUAAAACAAAAAGUCAGUUUC
Hypomesus transpacificus is the source of this 3225-nucleotide messenger RNA. It is a transcript of the gene apold1b, whose product is annotated as apolipoprotein L3. The record is from RefSeq and is a predicted model, not a curated record. Bases 722 to 2503 code for a protein of 593 amino acids. Gene Ontology annotation, biological process: lipid transport; lipoprotein metabolic process. The transcript has 15 exons. Gene Ontology annotation, cellular component: extracellular region; membrane. NCBI's taxonomy places the organism in Eukaryota, Metazoa, Chordata, Actinopteri, Osmeriformes, Osmeridae. Gene Ontology annotation, molecular function: lipid binding.